AUGCUGUCAGAAAAACAACAAAGUUCUGAAACUCUUAGAAAAAUUGAAGAAAAAGUUGAUCGAUUAUCCUCAGUGUUACAAGAACUCUCAAACUAUUCUGAGGAAUCACAAGAUAAAAAGGUUGCCACGCUGUCUGAAAAGAAUGUGAAAGAAAUUGUGGAAGCUGCUUUACGGCGAUAUAAUGCAGAUAAAGUUGGAAUCGCUGAUUUUGCCUUAGAGUCGUCAGGAGCCCAAAUACACGAUUCUUUCCACAGUGAAACUUACGAUGUUGGAGCCGCCAGAGUAAUACUCUUUGGUUUGCCUUUAUGGUUGGACGUAAAAUCACCUAGAGUAAUACUUCAACCAGAUAACAGUCCAGGUAACUGCUGGGCGUUUAAAGGUCAAAGUGGAUAUGUUGUUAUAAAGUUAUCAAAGAUCAUCACUCCUACAGCGUUUACUCUAGAACACAUUCCUAAAGUUUUAUCGCCAACGAUCGACAGGACAAUACCUAGCGCACCAAAAUUAUUCCAAGUUUUGGGUUGGAAAGACGACAGCGGUAAAGAAAAAAUAUUGUACGGAAAUUAUGAGUUUAAUAGUGACGACGACUUUUUACAAACUUUCAAAGUUCAGAAUAUCAAAGACUUAAUUCCUGUCCAAUAUAUCGAGUUUCAAGUUCUAAGUAACCAUGGAAACAAAGAGUACACGUGUGUUUACAGGUUCCGUGUCCAUGGCAACCCCCAAUAGCAAUAAACAACAACAGUAUGAAACUAUUCAAUUCAAGUUGUUUGAGAAUUAAAUUGUAUACUAACUAGAAAAUAUAUUUCACAUAUUUCAGCUUUAAA
This is a messenger RNA of Xenia sp. Carnegie-2017, 821 nucleotides long. Its product is annotated as SUN domain-containing protein 2-like. The record is from RefSeq and is a predicted model, not a curated record. Gene Ontology annotation, biological process: nuclear envelope organization. The transcript has 9 exons. Gene Ontology annotation, cellular component: meiotic nuclear membrane microtubule tethering complex; nuclear envelope. Gene Ontology annotation, molecular function: protein-membrane adaptor activity. The coding region runs from base 1 to 723 and encodes 240 amino acids. NCBI's taxonomy places the organism in Eukaryota, Metazoa, Cnidaria, Anthozoa, Malacalcyonacea, Xeniidae.